Molecule: messenger RNA, 704 nt
Organism: Limanda limanda (common dab)
Lineage: Eukaryota; Metazoa; Chordata; Actinopteri; Pleuronectiformes; Pleuronectidae
Exons: 3
Coding region: 176-487 (103 amino acids)
Biological process (GO): vesicle-mediated transport; vesicle fusion; SNARE complex assembly
Cellular component (GO): SNARE complex; plasma membrane
Molecular function (GO): syntaxin binding; SNAP receptor activity
Source: RefSeq, a predicted model, not a curated record
UAAUGUGUAACAGGGCAGAGGUGCAACCUUCAGCAGACAUUUGUUCAGCUCUUGUGACUCGGUCACAAGAAAACACAGGAAGCACAGGAGAGGAGAACAGGGCUUCGUGAGCAGUUUAGUUUCAGUGUCUGAAGCUGAGUUGUUUUGUUGGUUUGGACUAAGACACAGAGCUGCGAUGGCUGACACAAACUCUCAGUCACCGGCCGAUGGCUCGUCUGCCAAGUUCGACCAGGUGCAGGGUCAGGUGAACGAGGUAAAAGUUAUUCUGAAAGACAACAUCAACAAAGUGCUGGAGAGGGGGGACAGACUCGAUGAUCUGAUCGGGAAGACUGACGACCUGCAGGCCUCUGCUGAAGGCUUCCAGAAAACAUCCACACGUGUGGCCAGGAAAUACUGGUGGAAAAACAUCAAACUGAUGAUUAUAAUCGGCAUCAUUGUGCUGAUCAUAGUUAUCCUCAUCAUCCUCUUUGCCACUAAGGUUAUAUAAAUCUUUACAGGCUCAGGACUGAAAGCAAUGAAGAUGGUGGCUAAAGUUCACUUAUACAGCCGACAUUUAUUGAGUAAAUUAAUUUGAUUUCUCAAGAAUGAUUCAGCUCUAACAAGGACGCGUUUGUAUGUAUACGUAAAUAUCUGCAUUUGUUUUCUCUGCAAAAUCAUCAGAUGUAAAGAUUAAAUUCUGAACAGUUAAACAGUUCAAAUUGUAA